AUGAGUGCCUGCACUUGCUUACCUGAAGUAAGAUAUUUAAAUCAUCUUGCCAAGCGCACGCAUAGGUGGUCUCAAUUCAGAAGGUCGAAUUUUGGUAAGCUAUUUGCUAAAUGGGAGCUCGAGGCCAAGAACGCAACCCUUGAUAUUGAGCUGUAUAGUUCUGAAGGCUUAGAAAGCGCUUUUUACCACUGCUCGGAGAAUCUUUUCUAUGACUAUUAUUUAGACUUUACCACUGAUAGAUAUAAGCAUUUCUCUCAUUUUUUAUAA
Molecule: messenger RNA, 267 nt
Organism: Blepharisma stoltei
Lineage: Eukaryota; Ciliophora; Heterotrichea; Heterotrichida; Blepharismidae
Source: the annotation of a GenBank genome assembly